CGCCGAGAAACAGCGGUCGCCGGCGAGCGGGCGGCGGGAGUGAGCGCGGAGCGGGCCGCCGCCGCCGAGCAGCCCUCCAGCCGUCGGUGCGUCCGUCCGCGAGUCCGGCGGCGGGUCCGGCGGCCGAGCCCAUGCAGCCGCGCAGCGAGCGCCCGGCCGGCAGGACGCAGAGCCCGGAGCACGGCAGCCCGGGGCCCGGGCCCGAGGCGCCGCCGCCGCCGCCGCCGCAGCCACCGGCCCCUGAGGCCGAGCGAGCCCGGCCCCGGCAGGCCCGGCCCGCGGCCCCCAUGGAGGGUGCGGUGCAGCUGCUGAGCCGUGAGGGCCACAGCGUGGCCCACAACUCCAAGCGGCACUACCACGACGCCUUCGUGGCCAUGAGCCGCAUGCGGCAGCGCGGAAUCCUCUGCGAUAUUGUCUUGCACGUGGCUGCCAAGGAGAUCCGAGCCCACAAAGUCGUGCUGGCUUCCUGUAGCCCCUACUUCCAUGCCAUGUUCACAAAUGAGAUGAGUGAAAGCCGCCAGAUGCACGUGACGCUGCAUGACAUCGACCCCCAGGCAUUGGACCAGCUGGUGCAGUUCGCGUACACGGCCGAGAUUGUGGUGGGCGAGGGGAACGUGCAGACCCUGCUCCCUGCUGCCAGCCUCCUGCAGCUGAACGGUGUCCGUGACGCCUGCUGCAAGUUCCUGCUGAGUCAGCUGGACCCGUCCAACUGCCUGGGCAUCCGGGGCUUCGCCGACACACACUCAUGCGGCGACCUGCUCAAGGCCGCCCACAGGUACGUGCUCCAGCACUUCGUGGACGUGGCCAAGACUGAGGAAUUCAUGCUGUUGCCGCUGAAGCAGGUGCUGGAGCUGGUCUCCAGUGACAGCCUGAAUGUGCCCUCCGAGGAGGACGUCUACCGCGCUGUCCUGAGCUGGGUCAGGCAUGACGUCGAGGCCCGGAGGCAGCAUGUCCCGCGGCUGAUGAAGUGCGUGCGGCUGCCCCUACUGAGCCGCGAUUUCCUGCUCGGCCACGUGGACGCCGAGAGCCUGGUGAGGCACCACCCGGACUGCAAGGACCUGCUCAUCGAGGCCCUCAAGUUCCACCUGCUCCCCGAGCAGCGGGGCGUGCUGGGCACCAGCCGCACACGGCCGCGGCGCUGCGAGGGUGCUGGGCCCGUGCUCUUCGCCGUGGGUGGUGGGAGCCUGUUUGCCAUCCACGGGGACUGCGAAGCGUAUGACACGCGCACCGACCGCUGGCACGUGGUGGCAGCCAUGUCCACGCGCCGGGCCCGGGUGGGCGUGGCGGCUGUCGGCAACCGGCUGUAUGCCGUGGGCGGCUACGACGGGACCUCAGACUUGGCCUCGGUGGAGUCAUACGACCCCGGGAGCAACACGUGGCAGCCCGAGGUGGCCAUGGGCACGAGGCGCAGCUGCCUGGGCGUCGCCACCCUGCACGGUCUCCUGUACGCGGCCGGUGGCUACGACGGGGCCUCCUGCCUCAACAGCCUCUCCAGGCGCAGGUGUCAGCUGCGGUUCUGCACCCGCAGUGCUGAGCGCUACGACCCCCUGACGGGCACGUGGACAUCAGUUGCUGCCAUGAGCACCCGCAGGCGCUAUGUGCGCGUGGCCACACUCGAUGGGAGCCUGUAUGCUGUGGGCGGUUACGACAGCUCGUCGCACCUGGCCAGCGUGGAGAAGUACGAGCCCCAGGUGAACGCGUGGGUGCCGGUGGCCUCCAUGCUGAGCCGGCGCAGCUCGGCGGGCGUGGCGGUGCUGGAGGGUGCGCUCUACGUGGCCGGCGGCAACGACGGCACCAGCUGCCUCAACUCUGUGGAGAGAUACAGCCCCAAGGCCAGCGCCUGGGAGAGCGUGGCCUCCAUGAACAUCCGCAGGAGCACACACGACCUGGUGGCCAUGGACGGCUGGCUGUACGCCGUGGGCGGCAACGAUGGCAGCUCCAGCCUCAACUCCAUCGAGAAGUACAACCCCCGGACCAACAAGUGGGUGGCGGCGUCCUGCAUGGUCACGCGGCGCAGCAGCGUGGGGGUGGCCGUGCUGGAGCUGCUCGCCUUCCCGCCUCCCUCCUCGCCCACGCUAUCCGUGUCCUCCACCAGCCUCUGACCCGGAGGCGGCUCCGGAGGCCCCGGCGCUACAUGCCUUAAACCCCCGCGGGCGGCCCAGCUGCCCCCCGCCCCCACCGGCCGUCCAGGCUCCGGCUGACCUCAUCCCUGCGUUCCGUCCUGGUGUGCUGGGGCGGCCCACUUAUUUAUUCACGUGUUGAUUCACUUAUUUAUUGACUUAUUUGUUGGUGAGGGGCGGCACCGCGGCCACUGACCUGUGUGUUUACUCCAAAUGUGUGGGGCCCUCCUGCGUCUCUGGGGCCAAGCCACCCUCCGGAUGUUCUCCCACCUGCUCCCUACCCCGGCAGCUUCCCUGGAGGGGUGAUGGAGGGACACACAUUGCCCCGGGCAGCUGGCUGCCCCACAGGGGGAGGUUCACUGCCCCAGAGCAGAGGGAGGUUAGUGGGAUCUGAGCUUGGCUCAGGAGACCUGGAGGGACGGACCAAUGGGGCCAAGGCUGUGGGGGGCCAGGAGGAGCCACCUCCUUUGAGCAGGUGCAGCUCCCCCCCAGCACCUCACACACCCCCAGGCUCUGCCAGUCUCUCCUUCCCUGCCUGGGUCUGUGGCGUGGUGUCCCCUUCCCGGACCCUGCGCUAGGCUGGGCACAUGCACACACCUGUGCACACCCGUGAUAACAUGUGUGCACAUGGACCUGACAUAGCAAUACAAGCCGACUUGAAUAAUAAACUGUUUCUUGGACUCCA
This is a messenger RNA of Choloepus didactylus (southern two-toed sloth), 2805 nucleotides long. It is a transcript of the gene KLHL17, whose product is annotated as kelch like family member 17. Bases 132 to 2102 code for a protein of 656 amino acids. The transcript has 12 exons. Gene Ontology annotation, molecular function: protein binding. NCBI's taxonomy places the organism in Eukaryota, Metazoa, Chordata, Mammalia, Pilosa, Megalonychidae. The record is from RefSeq and is a predicted model, not a curated record.